Molecule: messenger RNA, 2281 nt
Organism: Nicrophorus vespilloides
Lineage: Eukaryota; Metazoa; Arthropoda; Insecta; Coleoptera; Silphidae
Product: sodium-dependent nutrient amino acid transporter 1-like
Exons: 12
Coding region: 68-1918 (616 amino acids)
Biological process (GO): sodium ion transmembrane transport
Cellular component (GO): membrane
Molecular function (GO): L-amino acid transmembrane transporter activity
Source: RefSeq, a predicted model, not a curated record
CUCCUGUCAUCUGAGCGGAUCACCUCAACAAUUGAUGCACGUUACAACAUACAUGGGAAUCUGAACGAUGGCAAUUGAAAACCGUGUCGAGGAGAAAGGAAUUGAUAAUGCAGCUUUCACCAUUUCCUUCGAUGAUGUCAACGCUGAAACGAAGAACAAAAAUAAACAACCAGAGAGGGCGCAAUGGGGAAACGGCUUGGAAUUCCUCAUGUCGUGCAUCGCGAUGUCCGUGGGUUUGGGAAACAUUUGGCGAUUCCCGUUCACAGCUUACGAAAACGGCGGCGGAGCCUUCCUGAUCCCUUACAUAAUUGUAUUAGUCCUCAUCGGACGACCGGUUUACUACUUGGAAAUGUGCUUGGGACAGUUCAGCAGUCGCGGCAACGUGAAGAUGUUCGAAGCCCUUGCACCUGCCCUCAAAGGCAUAGGUUAUGGACAGUCCAUAGGUUCGAUAUGCGUUGCUACCUAUUACUGCUCUUUGAUGGCUAUAACUCUUUUCUACUUUGUUAAUUCCUUCACCGGUGAUCUUCCUUGGGCUGAAUGCAGAGAUGAAUGGAUUGCGGAAAACGUUACUUGCAUAGCUUCUAAAGAGACGCACGAUGCGUCCGAAUUGCAGAACACCGCCAGUUCUUCGGAGCUGUUCUUUAAAAAGGAAGUGCUGAAGGAGAUCACUGAUAUUAGCGGUAGUUUGGGGCUUCCGGAAUGGAGGCUUACCAUUUGUCUGUUGGUUUCUUGGAUCGCCACGUUUUUGGUGUCGAGGAAUGGGGUGCAGAGCAGCGGGAAAGCUUCGUAUUUUUUGGCGUUGUUUCCUUACGUUGUGAUGAUAACUUUGCUGGCCAGAGCCGCGACCCUCGAAGGUGCUCCCGAAGGGAUGUUUUACUUCAUCGAUCCCGUUUGGGAACGGCUGCUGGAAGCCAAAGUUUGGUAUUCAGCGGUUACGCAGUGCUUCUUCUCGCUAAACAUAGGAUUUGGAACUGUUGUAAUGUAUUCCUCCUACAACGACUUUAAUCACAACAUCUACAGGGAUGCGAUCGUCGUAUCGUUUAUGGAUACGUUCACUUCGAUACUGGCAGGAACGACGAUCUUCGGGAUCUUGGGAAACCUGGCCCAAAGACAGAAUAUGCAUGUCAAGGACGUGGUCAACGCCGGCGGAACCGGCCUCGCCUUCAUUUCCUACCCGGAGGCCAUCGCCAAAUUCGAUUCCGUCCCAUGGCUCUUCGCGAUCCUCUUCUUCAUGAUGCUUUUCAUCUUAGGCGUGGGCAGUUUGAUAGCGCUCCAAGGAAGCGCUUUUACCAUCAUCAUGGAUAAUUGGCCUCAUCUGAAGAAAUGGCACGUCUCUUUAGGUUGCGGCAUCGUCGGAUUCAUAAUUGGAUUAGUUUUCGUUACUCCAGGUGGACAAUUCAUCGUGACUUUAUUGGAUUACUUUGGAGGAACCUUCAUCUUCUUCAUCCUCACCACCAUGGAAGUUAUUUGCGUCUUCUGGUGGUACGGUUUGGAAAAUUUCUGCGACGACAUCGAGUUCAUGCUGAAGCGUAAAGUCGGUUUGUACUGGCGCAUCUCCUGGGGUGUUAUAACACCCGUGGUUCUCGUCGUGAUCUUCAUCUAUUUCGUGGCCACCUUAGAGCGGUUGCAGCACGAAGGAUUAGAUUUUCCCGAUCACGUUUUAGCUUUCGGUUGGGUAAUACUUGGAGUCGGCCUUCUCCAAAUCAUCAUUUGGUGGUCGUACUAUCUAAUCCACAAGAGGAAAAUCGGAUUCAAGAACGCUUUGAGACAAUCCCUGUCGCACGAGAAAUGGGGUCCGAAAAACCCGGAAUACCGCGCCGCUUGGUUGGAACGGAAGAAGCAAUUGGCGGAACGGAGAUUGGCCGCAAAUAAACCGGAAUGGCUCAGGCUUCUCCACGUCCUCAUCGGAAAGAAUUGAUUUACCACACGCACUUAACACUAAUUGAAUGGGACUUCAGUUAAUUCCUCGCAAGAAAAAAAACAUAAUAUAAAAAUUAAAUAAGAUACUUGAUGAAUUCCAUUGCUCCAAUUAAUCUACAAACACAUCAACGCGCUGAUAAAACGCGAAUGAAUCUGGGUUAAGGUUUGUUUAAUUGAAUUUAAUUGAAAUUCCGACGGUGAUUUUCAUGAUCAGUUUUUACAAAAAACCAUUCGUCUUUCUCUUCGCGCAUUAUCUUCAACGUAAAAUCAUUUUUACGUAAUUGCACUUUCACAUCAUUUACCAUUAAUAAAUUUUGCUUGAGAAUUUAGAAAAUGUUGGCGAAUCGCUUCAACUUUUCAA